AUAAAAACGAUUGUUUCUGUGCAAUUAUUUUUAGAAAAACUUAAUUAUUGAAUUUCGAAAAUAUUUUUUAAAAAGAUGAUCUAAAAACAGUUUUCAUUUUCAAUAUUUAUACAACAUUGGGAAUGUCAGAAUGUUUAGUUCAACUUGUAUUUGGCGAUAAAAAGUGUACUUGGUACUAUAGGAAUUCAAAAAUUUGCGAUAGGAAAUGUCUUACAGUGAUGGCGGGCGUCCAAUACGAAAGUACGGCACUAAGUCGCCAAAAAAACUUUGCGUGACCAAGAAUGAAAAUAGUGAUAAAACAACAACUACCAUUAAUUGCAAUAAUCAUCACCACAAUCAUUACCAUCAUAAUCAUCGCUUUCUCGACGCCCCUCAGCCGUCAGUACACAAACGUAAUCUCUAUAUUGUUUCUUUUCCUUUGAUAUUGCUUUUUAAUGUUCUGAGGACACUUCUUUAUCAAUUAUUUGUGGUAUUCAAAUACUUAUAUACAUCUACAUCUCAGCUGAUUCAACGAAGACAAGCUUGCAAGCAAACCUGUCAGCUAGAAAUUGUAGUUGGUCAGAAAUCUAGUGAAAAUUUAAAUAAUAACUUAAAUAAUACUGAACAAAUUGAAAACGAGGGAAUGUCGCAAGUGCCUAGAAGGCCAAUUGGUCCUGGUCCAGGAGAUCCCUUACUUGCAAAACAAAAACAUCAUCAUCGUAGAGCUUUUGAAUUUAUCAGCAAAGCUCUUAAAAUUGAUGAAGAUAAUGAAGGUCAGAAAGAAAUGGCAAUUGAACUUUACAAGAAAGGAAUUGGAGAAUUAGAAAAAGGAAUAGCUAUAGAAUGCACUGGUGGUCGGGGAGAAGUAUGGGAACAUGCACAAAGACUUCAUGAUAAAAUGCGCACUAAUUUAGCAAUGGCAAAGGACAGACUUGAUUUUCUUGUGAGUGUGUGUGAGCUGAAAAAACUGGAUAUCUGCAAUGAAUAUCGUGCUCCUGGAAAUAAAGUGGACAGCGAACAUCCAGGAAAGAAUCUGAGGAUCCGACGCAAUAUACACACAUUACAAACAACUCGAUCUUCUUUAAAUACAAAUCAUACUAAAAACACAAACAGUACACAAACAGUGAACAUAGGGCAGAAUACAUGUACUCAAAUUCCCAAGUUAAGGCCACGUUCACCAAAAAAUUAUUCUGCCCAUUCUGAAGCAUCUGGAAGAAAAUUAUCUGUUCCUGGAAAAAGAGUGGGCACAGUUAUAAGUAAAAGUCAAACAUUACCGCGCAGCAUGGGACGUUCAACAGCAAUACAAUCAUGUCAUAGAGUUGCACCUAUUAAACCAUCAUCUACACCACCUUCAGUAAAAAGACAAUUAUCAGUACCUGGAAAUGGUUCACCUAUUAGGAGACCAGGAACACCUACCACAUCAAACAGCAAUAGAGGAACACCUACAAGAAAAGUACCCAUUUUAAAAGGUGUAGAUCCAAAACUGGCACAAGUUAUCCUAGAUGAGAUUUUGGAAGGUGGAACAGCAGUUCACUGGGAAGAUAUUGCUGGUCAAGAAACUGCAAAACAAGCACUACAAGAAAUGGUUAUUUUACCUUCAUUAAGACCAGAAUUAUUCACUGGUUUGCGAACACCAGCAAGAGGAUUAUUAUUAUUUGGUCCACCAGGAAAUGGAAAGACAUUACUUGCACGUGCUGUUGCUACACAAUGCAAUGCUACAUUUUUUUCAAUAUCUGCUGCUAGUCUUACAUCAAAAUAUGUUGGAGAAGGAGAAAAACUAGUACGAGCUCUUUUUUCUAUUGCCCGAGAACUACAGCCAUCUGUGAUCUUUAUUGAUGAAGUGGAUUCAUUGUUAAGCGAACGUAGGGAUAAUGAACAUGAAGCUUCUAGGCGAUUGAAGACAGAAUUUUUAGUUGAAUUUGAUGGAUUACCAUGUAAUCCAGAAGAAAGAGUAUUGGUCAUGGCAGCUACAAAUAGACCUCAAGAAUUAGAUGAAGCUGCAUUAAGAAGAUUCACAAAACGAGUAUACGUUACGUUACCUGAUUUACGAACAAGAAUUAUGUUAUUAAAACGACUUUUAGCUAAACAUAAUGAUCCACUGACUUCAGAAGAGUUGAAUGAAAUGGCAGUUUUAACUGAGGGCUAUUCUGGGAGUGAUUUAACGGGUUUAGCAAAAGAUGCAGCUCUUGGUCCUAUUAGAGAACUUAAUCCAGAUCAAGUAAAAGAAUUGGAUCUUAAUUCUGUACGUAAUAUUACAAUGCAAGAUUUUCGUGAUUCGCUUAAAAGAAUUCGUAGAUCAGUGUCUCCUGCAAGUUUGGCUGCUUAUGAAAAAUGGAGUUUUGAAUAUGGUGACGUAAGUCUAUGAUUUUUAAAAAUUAGUUGAACUUUAUAAAACUUUAAAAUAAAUUAUACUGAAAUAUAUC
Apis dorsata (giant honeybee) is the source of this 2402-nucleotide messenger RNA. It is a transcript of the gene spas, whose product is annotated as spastin-like. The record is from RefSeq and is a predicted model, not a curated record. Lineage: Eukaryota; Metazoa; Arthropoda; Insecta; Hymenoptera; Apidae. The coding region runs from base 206 to 2344 and encodes 712 amino acids. Gene Ontology annotation, cellular component: microtubule cytoskeleton. The transcript has 7 exons. Gene Ontology annotation, molecular function: microtubule severing ATPase activity; ATP binding; ATP hydrolysis activity.